CUUGACGCCCCGCCUGCGCGCUGUGUCCCCAGGUUUCCUGGGGCCCUGGCUGGGGGAGGCGGCGGGGGGAACACGCAGCUCCUACCUGGGCGUGCAGGAUGCAGCUGCCUGCCGGCGUCUUGGUGGUGUGCCUGGGUCUGGGGGCUGGCCUGGCUCAGAGCGACCCCAGCCCCAAAGCCGAGGAGUCCUACUCCGACUGGGGCCUCCGGCAACUCCGGGGCAGCUUCGAGUCCGUCAACAGCUACUUCGAUUCCUUUCUGGAACUGCUGGGAGGGAAGAACGGCCUGUGUCAGUACCGGUGCCGGUACGGAAAGGCACCGAUGCCCAGACCUGGCUACAAACCUCAGGAGCCCAACGGCUGCAGCUCCUAUUUCCUGGGUCUCAAGGUACCAGGAAGUAUGGACUUGGGCAUCCCAGCCAUGACCAAAUGCUGCAAUCAGCUGGACAUCUGCUACGACACCUGUGGCGCCAAUAAGUACCGCUGCGAUGCGAAAUUCCGGUGGUGCCUCCACUCCAUCUGCGCCGACCUCAAGCGGAGCCUUGGCUUCGUCUCCAACGUGGAAGUAGCCUGUGAUUCCCUGGCUGACACCGUGUUCAAUACUGUGUGGACCCUGGGCUGCCGGCCUUUUAUGAACAGUCAACGCGCAGCUUGCAUCUGUGCAGAAGAGGAGAAAGAGGAGUUAUGAGGACAAGGCGGUCCCUCCUGGCUUUGGGUGACAUCACAGCUUCAGAACAGUGGUGGCGUGGUGUCGCACAUGUGUGUCAUCCUGUCUUCCGACACUUUGGACACCACAAAGCAGGAGAAAGGAAACUAGGAGUCCUGUCCCUUGAGGAAAGCCGAGAAGAGAAUGUGGAGAGCUCGAAGGCUACUCUUUAACACCGGUCUUCCCAACCAAGACAUAUUUGCCUGGAAAUCCAGUUGUUAGCAUAAAAACAACUACAAGCAAACCCCGUGAUUCCUAGAUCCAAUCAUGAUAGUCACAGGUGAAAUUCUGGGGAAUGCAAGCACUGGGAACAGUGACUUUCCUCUGGCCCAUGUUUCAGUUGCCAGCCAGCACCUCACAUUUAAUAAAGUACUUUUUAGAAAACCCGAAAA
Jaculus jaculus (lesser Egyptian jerboa) is the source of this 1096-nucleotide messenger RNA. RefSeq names its product phospholipase A2 group XIIB (gene Pla2g12b). Lineage: Eukaryota; Metazoa; Chordata; Mammalia; Rodentia; Dipodidae. The transcript is spliced from 4 exons. Gene Ontology annotation, molecular function: calcium ion binding; A2-type glycerophospholipase activity. Gene Ontology annotation, biological process: triglyceride homeostasis; arachidonate secretion; cholesterol homeostasis. The record is from RefSeq and is a predicted model, not a curated record. Bases 99 to 686 code for a protein of 195 amino acids. Gene Ontology annotation, cellular component: extracellular region.